Messenger RNA from Argiope bruennichi, 2436 nucleotides. RefSeq lists its product as uncharacterized. Lineage: Eukaryota; Metazoa; Arthropoda; Arachnida; Araneae; Araneidae. The transcript is spliced from 2 exons. The record is from RefSeq and is a predicted model, not a curated record. The coding region runs from base 1 to 2436 and encodes 811 amino acids.
AUGGAGGGUUCAAUACCUAAAAAUAGUGAAAGAUCAUCUAAUAGUAUUGAUAAGUUGAAAAGACGGCGUGAAGACAGAGAUGAUAUUCUAGAAAAUAAAAACGUUCCUGUAUUAAAGAACAUAAAGAAGAUUGCGACAACAAAAACUGUUUCACAAUCUGUAGUAAGUUUAGAUACAGUCCUUGAUCCACCAAAUGCAUGCUCUUCUAUGUCAACAGAAAAAAACAACCUUAAUCCUAAUCACAGCACAAAUGAAAUCUCUUCUGAGCCCAGAAAUAAGAACAAGCUUGACACUGCUCAUGGCGAUACAACAAAAGAAGAAAUAAAAACAUAUAUAAAGACAGAAAAAACUGUUUCACAAUCUGUCGAUAGUUUAGAAACAUUCUUUUUUCCUCCUUAUGAAGGCUCUUCUGCAUCAACAUAUAAUAACAUUCUUGCUUCUGCUUAUUACGUUGCUGAAAAUACUGGAGAUAACAUGGGACUGAAGAAAGAAAAAAUAACAUCACAAAAAGAAAAGAACUUUGCUACCAAAGAAGAAAGGAAAGUAAAGGGCUUAGAAAGGAAAAUAAAAACAGAAUCUGUCGAUAGUUUCGAAACAGUCCCUGAUCCUCAAAAUAAAUGUUAUUCAGAAUCAACAAGUAAUAACUAUGUUUAUACUGGUCAAUACACAAAUGAAAUGUUCUCUGUUUCAUCAAAUCUGAACAACCUAGAAUUUAGUCAUGACGUUGCUGAAAAUAAUGGAGUUAAGGUUGAAUUGCACAGUGAUUUAUUUCAAUCCAGUAACAUGCAUGAACAGCUGAGAGUAGAAAGAAGAAAGAAGAGAACAAAAAGGAAACAAAGAUACUACACAGGAAAAAGCAAAACUAGAAAAAGUAGGACAGGACUUAGAAAGGACACUAUAGAAUCUGAUGAAAAGUGUACUUCUAAUCGUGAAUAUUCUAACGGCAUGCAUAUAGAUCAAAGCAUUGUCUAUAACACUAAUGCUCUCACUUUUGUUCAUUUAAAUUUUUUGAUUCAAAAUGUGUUAAAAGCUGUACAAAAAGAUGCUACAAAAGGAAAAAUAAAAAACAACCGUAAUGCUGAUCAUUACACAAAAAAAAAGUCCUCUGGGUCCACAAAUCUGAACAACCUUGAUUCUCAUCAUCACAUUGCUGAAAAUACUGGAAAUAAGAUUCACCUGCAUAGUGAUGUAUCUAAAUCAAGCCUACUAAAAAAAUCAAUAAAGCCUAAAUCAAGAACACCUAAAAUGAAUGAAUCUUUAUCUAAUAUAAUCAGUAAGUUAAAAAGGCGGGUUGAGGAAAUAGAUGAUGCUCUAGAAACUGAAAUCUUUCCUGCAUUAAAUAAAAUGAAGAUCAUUGCGACAGAAAAAAUUGUUUCACAAUCUGUCGAUAGUUCAGAAACAGUCCCCGAUCCUCCAAAUGAAUGCUCUUCUGAGUCAAGAAAUAAGAACAAUCUUUAUCCUAAUCUUCACACAGGUGAAGGCUCUUCUGCAUCAACAUAUAAUAACAUUCUUGCUUCUGCUUAUUACGUUGCUGAAAAUACUGGAGAUAACAUCGAACUGAAGAAAGAAAAAAGUACACCACAAAAAGGAAAAAAAGAUGCGACAAAAGAAGAACGGAAAGUAAAGGGCUUAGAAAGGAAAAUAAAAACAGAAUCUGUCGAUAGUUCCGAAACAGUCCCUGAUCCUCAAAAUAAAUUUUAUUCAGAAUCAACAAGUAAUAACUAUCUUUAUACUGGUCAAUACACAAAUGAAAUGUUCUCUGUUUCAUCAAAUCUGAACAACCUAGAAUUUAGUCAUGACGUUGCUGAAAAUAAUGGAGUUAAGGUUGAAUUGCACAGUGAUUUAUUUCAAUCCAGUAACAUGCAUGAACAGCGGAGAGUAGAAAGAAGAAACAAGAGAACAAAAAGGAAACAAAGCUACUACUAUGGAAAAAGGAAAACUAGAAAGAGAGGAAGAGGACUUAGAAAGGGCACUACAAAAUCUGAUGAAAAGUGUGCAUCCAAUAUUGAACAUAGUAGGAAUAUACAUAUAGAUCAGAACAUUGACUCGAACACUAAUGCUUUCUUUGCUGAUAGAUUAAAUUUUUUGUUUCAAAAGGUGUUAAAAACUGUACUAAAUGUCCUUGAUCCUCCUCAUGAAUGCUCUUCUGGGGCAGCCAAGAACGUCCUUAAUCCUGGACAUGACACAAAUGAAAUCUCUUCUACAUUAACAAAUAAGAACAACCUUGAUUCAGUUUAUGAAGUUGUUGAAAAUACUGGAGAUAAGAUUCAACUGCACAGUGAGUUAACUCAAUCAAGCCUACUAGAGAAUGAUUUAUCUCAAUCAAGCCUACUAAUACCUAAAGAGAGUGAAAGGUUAUCUAAUAUUAUCAGUAAGUUAAAAAGGCGGCUUGAGGAAAACGAUGAUGAUCUAGAAACUAAAUUCUUCCCUGCAUGA